Messenger RNA from Heterobilharzia americana, 2067 nucleotides. The record is from the annotation of a GenBank genome assembly. Lineage: Eukaryota; Metazoa; Platyhelminthes; Trematoda; Strigeidida; Schistosomatidae.
AGAGCUCAAAAACUGCAAGUUGACGUUGGAUGUUGGAUGAAGCGGUAGAACUGUAGAACUGUGCUACGGCAUGUUUAGUGUGUUGUUGUGUCUUUCGCUACUGACUACCUUUAUUAUUUUGGUAGUUAAAUUUUUUCAGUGGCAAGCCCAGUGUUGGUUUUGUAGUUUUUAUAUGCGAGUACCAUGGGUGAACAGGAACUCAUUUGUUUGCAGACAGUGUGGUCAGUAUAAUGGAUUCACACGUGAUGGAGACUAUAACAAAGUGAUCCUGUCCCAGUUUAGUACAGAGCUGAACCCGUUUAGUAGAUACCAGACUCCCAAAACUUUUAAAUCGAACUCUGACGUCCUAUGUUCAAACUGCACUGAUAAUCAAGCCAUUAUUGUUCGAAAGCUGUCUGAGUAUGUGCCUCAAAAUGAACAUUCAGCUGAAGAAAUCAAAGGAUAUGCGCGUGUACUCGAGUCAAAGUAUGGCUUAUGUAAAAUUUGCUGUCAGAAAGUGAAUGAAAGGCUUCGAAAACUGGAUUCGAAACUGUUACCAAGUUUCAUUCAAUGGUGGCACGAAAAACGACGUAAAACUCCGGUUACCGACAAUGUUAUCAUUCUGAAAGCCCGUCGAAAAUCCUUGGCUUGGCUUGAGCUGCUAAUCGUCUUAAGAAUAACAAGCAUAGUAUGCUUUUUAUGCAUUGUCAGUGGUCCACUUCUAACUGAGAUAGGCAAACAAACGUGUCUUGUCCAUCUGUCAACAAAUAAAUCUUACACUCAUAAGUUUAUUGAAGUAUUUUGGCCGAGUGUUUGUCGGCGUUAUUCCCGUGUAUACUGCUCAGAAAUUUUGGCCUAUUCACAACAUCUCUCUUUAUCUAAUACAGGUCAAAUAUGGUUUACCUCUUUGAUGUUGUGUUUACAGAUUGCGCUGAUCAUUAUGGAUGGUUUGGAACGCCGUGGGAAAAGACAAAGUUCUAAUCUUUCAAUAUACCGCCAUGGUAUGGAGUCAAUGAUUCUCCUGUGUAAUGUUUCCUUACUCCUAAUCUCUGCAAAUAUGCUCUUAUCUUUGUUAAUGAAUACACACGGCUUUAACUUUGGGGAUUUUACACAGUCAUCUGAUUCCUACAAACACAUAUUGCUUUUAGUUGGUUUUAUCUCUGUGAUUUUGAUUUUAGUUAUUAUGUAUGUGGCAGCGAUAUGGUUAUCAUUUUUUCUAAAAGAUUUUAAGUCACAACAGAAAAAACUACAAGAAACAUGGCCCGAUAAUAGUGGCUUGAAACGCCUUGCAUGUCUGCAAUCUAAUGACAGUAUGAGUUAUUAUUCUACACCAAGUCAGCAAUCAGCAAAUUUAACGACAAAUUCACUAAAUUCAAGCGGAAAAUCACUUGAAGAUGAGUUGGCUGCUGCAAGAAUAUCCCCAAUGAUGUCUACAAAUACGUUUCGACCAUCUGUACUCUACAACAAUAAUCAUAACUGUCCUAGUUUGAUUGGAUCACAGUAUUCUACUCUAAAUUCUCAGUAUUCUGUUACACCUUCCAACGUGUAUUCAACUCAUUACAAACUGAUGGAUCAACAAAGACCAGAAUCUUGUCAACCUAAUGAAGAUGCUUUGAGUUGUCUGUCAAGCGUAAGUCAAUGUAAAGCUGAUUCUGGUUACUAUACACUUGACUGCAAUACAAAUCAUCAUUCACCAGCCUACUCGUUGUCACGGUCCUCUGUUAUUAAACGUAAAUCUACUACAUCAAAACUUAAACGGCGAACUGGUUUAAUACGUUUCAUUUUAUUUUUACUUUUUGGUCGACUGGAAACAUGGCAAGAUGUACGCUUUGAAUUGACGUGUUUAGCAAAUGCAGUUUUACUUGGCGUUGUUAUUUAUUGUACGUGUCGACUUGCUUUUUGUCUUGUCAAUAUAUUUGGUGUUUAAGACAAUUGUUAACUAGUGAUCUGUGGAUUUUUUAAAAACUUUUAUUGUCCCAAUGUACUUACUGUCAGUAGUGUGAGCAUUCAAGGAAUAUAAUCUCCUGCUCCUAUUGUAUAUAUAAGUUUCAAAAAGGUGUGUGAAAUAUAUAUGUAUCCACAACUUAA